Macadamia integrifolia is the source of this 1940-nucleotide messenger RNA. RefSeq lists its product as uncharacterized. The coding region runs from base 215 to 1432 and encodes 405 amino acids. Gene Ontology annotation, molecular function: DNA binding. The transcript is spliced from 7 exons. Lineage: Eukaryota; Viridiplantae; Streptophyta; Magnoliopsida; Proteales; Proteaceae. The record is from RefSeq and is a predicted model, not a curated record.
AUCAAGUUCCCCUAACUCUACGGCUCCAGGGUCUUUUGUCGCUGCAAGUGCAAGGGACCUAGUUUAUCUCCCAAACCUAAAAACGUUUAAAACGUUCCCCCAUCCCAGCUUUUGGGAGCCUGAACUUUCUAGUAAACCACAACUUCAAUGUCUAAUUGCCAAGGAGGCAGCAGCUCUUCAUCAUUUUGUUAACUGACCCAUCGCUGAUUCUGAAAUGCCAUCUUACCUGAGAUUUCUGGUUCCGAGCUCACCUCCUAGUUUUGCUGUCAACACCCAUUUGGGGCCAAUAUACACUUAUGUGGUCGAUGGUGCACAUUUGCAACCAGCCAUGUUACAAUCAAAUAUCCAAAUAGCUUUUUCGAAGAACACAUGUCGUACAGUUACAUUCACUAAUUCCUUCCCAAUUGUGCACUGUGCUGGAACAUUACAACUCAACAUAAACGCUGGAGAGAAAUCUGACGCUGGGCAUAACCUUCUGGCAGAAGCUGAUACGGGAUUAUUGCCGAAACAGACCAUCUCUGAAGAUGUUGAAGGUGAUAGUGAUUCUGAUUCUGAUGAAGGGGUUGGUGAUGUGGAUCAUAAGGAAUUACGGAGAAGAAGAAAGAUAGGGUUAGCAAAUAAAGGGAAAAUUCCUUGGAACAAAGGCCGGAAGCAUAGUGCAGAAACCCGCACUCUGAUCAAGCAGAAAACUAUAGAAGCUUUGAGUGACCCCAAGGUCCGAAGGAAGAUGUCCGAGUACCCUCAUGCUCAUACCGAGCAAAGCAAGGCAAGAAUAGGCUAUGCACAGAGACAGGUUUGGGCAAAGCGCUUGAAAUGGAAAAGACAGGGUGAGAAAUUAUAUCUGAAAUGGGCAUUAAGCAUAGCAGAAGCAGCCAGGAGAGGUGGGAACAACCAACAUGAACUAGAAUGGGAUAGCUUUGACAAGAUAAAAGUUGAACUUGCUGUUAAACAGCUUCAGUGGGCUGCAGACAAGGAAAGGGAAAAGGAGCUUGCAAAAUUAAGAAGAGAAAAUGCAGCUGAGGCAAAAGCUGAGAAGAUGGCAAGGAUUACCCUGAAGAGAAAAAAGAAGGGAAAGAAAGUGAAACCUAAAGGAAUAACGAAGCGAAAGAUUGAUAAAUCAAUGGGAGAGAAAGAAGACUUGGCUGUUUCAAAGGAGAUAAAACUCAAAGCAGUAUUAGCAAAGAUUCACAGAAGGAAGUCAAUAAACAGUCAAGUUGGUAGUCAAGAGGACACAACAACAGGACAUCAGCCGGCUACUGAAAAAUGGGAUCUAAAGUUUAUUCAGAGAGAAAAAUUGCGAAAAGAAAUUUCACUUGCUGAUCAGAUCGAAGCUGCAAGGAGCAGAAGAGCAGAAUAUGCAGCACAGGAAUCUCUGGCAGAGUCUAGGAGUCAUCCUUCCAUUACAUGGUCAAUGGGAGAAGAGAAGAGUUAGCUUAAGGCUCACUACCUGCAGCAUCAGGAGGUUUUUGGGUUUUGCAGGUGCAGGAGGGAUUUUCAAAGACUCACAUGGGGUGUCUAGAGGCUUUUUUGCAAAGUUCCUUGGGAUUUAGACAACUUUCAAGCUUUCCUUAUUGGUUUAAGAAUGGCAAAGGAGAUGGGGAUUUCUAACGUAUGAGUUGAAUGCGAUUCAAUGGUUGUGGUCACCUUUAUUAGUCCACUCCGUGGUUAUUCCUCCAAGAGUGGCUCUAUAGCGUAAGUUUGUUUGUUUUUUCUUAAUUAUUUAUUUAUUUUUUUUUUAUUUUAAGUUUUUUAAUUUUAACACAUCGUUUCAAGGAAGCCAAUUCGGUGGCUGAUAUGUUAGAAAAGAAAGUUGCAGCUGCUUUGUUGUCCAAUGUAUGGGUAGACCAGCCAAGCUAUGUGGUUUCAGAUGUGAUUUAGGAUGUUUAGGUGAACCUGGAUUACGAUUCUUAGACUAAUUUAUCAUUUCAAUUUUGAUGGUU